UCCGGUGGUUUACCGGCGGCGUCUGAUGAGGUUUUAUUAGCCGUUGCUAUGGUAACCACUUGUUUUGCCUAACUCCUGCAUAAGGUGCAGGACAUUGAAACGUACUCUUCUGCUCUUCUGGUGGUUUUCUGCUGUACCAAAGAAGGUGGAGAACGAUGUCGUUCCCGGACCACAGCUCCCAGCUGGGUGUGAGACCCGAUUUGAAAAACAUUGAAGUUAUGCUGAAUCACUCUGAGGUCUUCAGGGCAGAGUGUAAAGGGCUGAUCCAGGAGACUGACAAAGCAUGGCGGCGCAUGCAAAAUGAUGAUCAAAAGAGACUCGAUCAGCGGGUCAGAGAUAUCCAGUUUCUGAUAAAAGAAUUGCAGCUAAAGCUGGAGGAGGUCAUUCUGGAGACUGAUGCUCUUAUAACUUUACAGAGCAGUGUUGUGAAGGCUCUGGAGGGCACCAAAGAGCCUCUGAGAGUCACUGUUCUCUGUCUGGAGGAGAGGUGCUUGACAGUGACUCCAAAGCAGUGGGAGAACAUUUCAGAUAUCAACAUAGCUAAAGCAGAGCACCAGAAGACCAACUCUGAGUCCAUGAGGGCCCUGGUGCAGUCUGUCCUGGAGCAGACAGCUGCUGACAUGCAGAAGCAGUUCCAGGCAACAACAACUGCCUUCCAGACACAUAUCCAGGAAAUCAAGUCUGCCAAGAGCCAGAUGGAAGAGAAACUGCCGGAGAUUCUGUCUGAGAUACACACGUUUCCCAUCAGUCCCCUCUUCCUCUGCUUUGUGCACAUCUAA
This is a messenger RNA of Neolamprologus brichardi, 779 nucleotides long. The record is from RefSeq and is a predicted model, not a curated record. Lineage: Eukaryota; Metazoa; Chordata; Actinopteri; Cichliformes; Cichlidae.